Molecule: messenger RNA, 396 nt
Organism: Dichomitus squalens LYAD-421 SS1
Lineage: Eukaryota; Fungi; Basidiomycota; Agaricomycetes; Polyporales; Polyporaceae
Product: Prefoldin subunit 4
Exons: 5
Coding region: 1-396 (131 amino acids)
Biological process (GO): protein folding
Cellular component (GO): cytoplasm; prefoldin complex
Source: RefSeq, a predicted model, not a curated record
AUGCGCAUGCUAUCACAAGAGGAGGAACGUGACGACAGCACCGAGGUGACAUGGGAGGACCAGCAGAGGAUCAAUACGUUUUCGAAGCUCAACACACGACUGCGGGCAAUUGAAGAGAGGAUUGAGGCGCUGAAGGUGGAGAAGGAAGCUCUCGACGACAUCUCGAUGGAGCUUGAGCUCGCAGACGAGGACCAACCAGUUUUGUACAAAGUUGGCGAAGCCUUCAUCCACAUGCCCCAUUCACGAGCCGUCAAACGACUGGAGAAAGACUUAUCCGGCGUCAACGACGAGCUCACGAAGUACACGUCCAAUGCAGAAGAGUGCGAGAAGACGAUGAAGGAGCUCAAAGUGACCCUCUACGCCAAAUUCGGCAGCGCGAUCAACCUCGAUGAGUAA